CACCACACGACGCCAUUGUGGCUCAUAUUCGUGCAAACUUGACGUGUUGUUAUUGGGUGUGUCAAGACGGUUACAGAUUUGUAAACAUGGCGAUAGAAGCCUGGUACAUGGACAACUCUGACGAAGACCAGAGAAAGCCGCACAAGCUCGAUCCGAAUCGACCCGUAUCGUUGGAGGACUUACAACAACUUGGCGUUUUCCACUGGAAGCUGAAUGCUGACAUCUAUGAAACAGACCCAGAACUGCAGCGUAUCAGGAACGAGCGAGGUUACUCCUUCAUGGACAUCAUCACCAUUGAGAAGAACACACUGCCAAACUAUGAGGAGAAGUUAAAGAUGUUCUUUGAGGAACAUUUGCAUUUGGAUGAUGAGAUCCGCUACAUCCUUGAUGGCCAGGCUUACUUUGACAUCAGGGACAAAGAGGAGCGCUGGAUAAGAAUUGCCAUGGGGAAGGGUGACCUCAUUACCCUGCCAGCGGGCAUCUACCACCGCUUCACCUUGGACGAGUUGAAUUAUACUAAGGCCAUGAGGCUGUUUAUUGGGGAGCCAGUGUGGAAAGCCUACAACAGGCCAGCGGAUGACUACGAGAUACGAAAGAAAUAUAUGGCUUCGUUGCAGAACUCCUGAACAAAAACAUUUUUGUUUUUAAUUGGCUGUCCUCAUCAGCACCAUUUUUCUUCAUGACAUGUUUUGAAAAAGACAAAACUGGGAGAUAUUUUCCCUCAACUUGGUGUCACUUAAGAAUGAUGUUUUGUCCAAAGCUGUCAUGAGUGUGAGCUAUGCUAGCCCAAAAGUCAAACACACUUUUAAGAUUGUAAUUGUAAAUCAUUUAAUUCAAUGAAUGACAACCAUUUUCCACCUUGACAUCCAUUUACGCAUUUAUAUACACACAUAUAAAGUCUACACACCCCUCUGUUCAAAUGCCCUUAUUUUUUUUGUUAUAUAAAAAAAAAAAAGGCAAAUCAUUUCAAAAUUUCCUAGGUAACAUUGUUAUUUCUUGAUACUUUUAUUAAAUCAUUUUUAAUGAUCUA
Syngnathus typhle (broad-nosed pipefish) is the source of this 1030-nucleotide messenger RNA. RefSeq names its product acireductone dioxygenase 1 (gene adi1). Gene Ontology annotation, molecular function: acireductone dioxygenase [iron(II)-requiring] activity. Bases 87 to 626 code for a protein of 179 amino acids. The record is from RefSeq and is a predicted model, not a curated record. The transcript is spliced from 4 exons. NCBI's taxonomy places the organism in Eukaryota, Metazoa, Chordata, Actinopteri, Syngnathiformes, Syngnathidae.